Synchiropus splendidus (mandarinfish) is the source of this 2425-nucleotide messenger RNA. It is a transcript of the gene wnt3, whose product is annotated as wingless-type MMTV integration site family, member 3. Gene Ontology annotation, cellular component: extracellular region. The transcript has 4 exons. NCBI's taxonomy places the organism in Eukaryota, Metazoa, Chordata, Actinopteri, Syngnathiformes, Callionymidae. The record is from RefSeq and is a predicted model, not a curated record. Gene Ontology annotation, molecular function: cytokine activity; frizzled binding. Bases 259 to 1326 code for a protein of 355 amino acids. Gene Ontology annotation, biological process: canonical Wnt signaling pathway; multicellular organism development; cell fate commitment.
AGAAAAAGAUAUCUACCUUAGGGAAGAGACUCAGAGAGAGGGAGGGAAGAGGGUAGGAGCGUGUGUGCAGGAGACACUUAUUCUCUUAACUACCAGGAGACAGAAACACUUUCCAGGUCAAAGAAGAGGGGGAGCAGGACCAAUAUCAUUACUUAUUUUCCCCAACAAUCACAUCGCCCCGAAGCCCUGUAGCGUAUAAUCCCUGGAAACGCUUCUUCGUUCCCCACUGGAAGUUCCAUGUAUUGAUCCAUCACACUCAUGGAUUUGUAUCUGAUUGGAUAUUUGCUGUGUGUGUGGCUGUCCAGCUCUCGGGUGCUUGGAGGCUAUCCCAUCUGGUGGUCCCUGGCCCUUGGGCAGCAGUACUCAUCUCUGGGUUCACAGCCCAUCCUGUGUGGCUCCAUCCCUGGACUGGUGCCCAAGCAGCUGAGAUUCUGUCGAAACUACAUUGAGAUUAUGCCAAGUGUUGCUGAGGGUGUCAAACUUGGGAUCCAGGAAUGCCAGCACCAGUUCAGGGGCCGGCGAUGGAACUGUACCACAAUCAAGGACAACCUGGCUAUUUUUGGCCCUGUGCUGGAUAAAGCCACCAGAGAGUCGGCAUUUGUCCAUGCAAUAGCUUCGGCUGGCGUGGCCUUCGCAGUGACCAGGUCUUGUGCUGAGGGAACGUCCACCAUGUGUGGCUGCGACUCCCACCACAAGGGCCCACCAGGCGAGGGAUGGAAAUGGGGCGGCUGCAGUGAGGACGCAGAGUUUGGGGUGCUGGUGUCCCGGGAGUUUGCGGAUGCCAGGGAGAACCGCCCGGACGCCCGUUCUGCAAUGAACCGACACAACAACGAAGCAGGACGCACGACCAUUCUGGACCACAUGCACCUCCGCUGCAAAUGUCACGGCCUGUCAGGGAGCUGCGAGGUGAAAACAUGCUGGUGGGCCCAGCCAGACUUUCGCAUACUUGGUGACUACCUGAAGGACAAGUACGACAGCGCGUCUGAAAUGGUGGUGGAGAAGCAUCGUGAGUCCCGUGGCUGGGUGGAGACGCUGCGAGUCAAGUACAACUUCUUCAAGCACCCAACAGAGCGAGACCUCGUCUAUUACGAGGGCUCACCCAACUUUUGUGAGCCCAACCCAGAGACGGGCUCAUUUGGGACCCGCGACCGCGUCUGCAACGUGUCGUCUCACGGCAUCGAGGGCUGCGACCUGCUGUGCUGCGGCCGGGGCCACAAUACUCGGACUGAGAAACGCAAGGAGAAGUGCCACUGCGUCUUUCACUGGUGCUGCUACGUCAGCUGUCAGGAGUGUGUGCGUGUGUACGAUGUCCACACAUGCAAGUGAGCGAAGAGGCGUUCUGAAUUGACUGCUGGACGAGUGCUGCGUCUUCCCUUGCACUGCUCCCCCAAUGUUUGUUUUUGUUUUGUUUUGAGUUUUCUUCCAUCCCACCGUGACUUUGGCACAAACCAGCCUGCCCCCUGAGCAAAUGCCGCAUCCUGGACUCCUGUACAAAAUCUGCCCUUCAGACAGCGACCCUUGUUUUCUUGACCAUCAAUUCUGAUGGGAAAAGAGUUGCAUCCCCUAUCGCAGCACUGGGCCACAACCCUAUACCUCCCCCCUCUUUAUUUAUUUCCCCUUCAUGCCAACAUGAGUGUGGCAUGUACAGUAACACUUUUUUUUUUGCUCAAGUUAAAUGCAGUAAAACGUUGCUUUUCAAUUUUAAAAAGCAUCUUCUAACACCUCACUCGCCCAGCCAGCCAGGCUGUUUUUUUUAUUAUUUUAUUAUAUUUUAAACUAAACCAACCUCUGCCAUGUCAUUUAAAUGACGCUGUCUACAUUGGGAGUCAGAGAAAAACGUCAUUUUUAUAAACUACUGAAUCAAACACUCACAGCUGGCAAGCAUCAGGAGGUGCCAUCGUCUGUCUGUUCGAUACUACUGAGCUUGUUUCGACUGGGAUAGCUGGAUGAUGAAUGCUACAGGCUGAUUUUAUUGCUCUGCAAUCCUGAAAUAUUACCAUUGGGCUGGGACUGGAGGUAUGCAGGAGGAGGCAUGUGUGUGAACAGGCAUGCUCAUUCCACUAACACUCCACAUGUAUAUGUAUGCACUAUUCAGCUAAGUGUCAACUCAACCGCGGUAAACAUUUGUUUAUGCAGAAUGGCCACAACAGGGGUCAUGUUUUUUUCUGCAUUUAUUUCUGCUGCACUGGGCGCAGUCACAAACUACAGGAUCACAGAACUGCCACAAAACAGGGAAACAAAAGCUAAAAAUAGAAGCGUACAGUGUUGUGUAUACCACAGCAAGUUAAACUGAGUUUCGCUCGCAGGGUUAGCAGGUUUCAGCAGCUCCAAAAAUGACUAGAAUUCUGCAAAUGAUCGAAAAUAUGUGGUAUUAGCAACAUGCGUAACAGCAAUUACUUUGGCAGAAGAAUGCAGGAAUCUUCUG